Molecule: messenger RNA, 5605 nt
Organism: Labeo rohita (rohu)
Lineage: Eukaryota; Metazoa; Chordata; Actinopteri; Cypriniformes; Cyprinidae
Product: complement C3
Exons: 48
Coding region: 23-5536 (1837 amino acids)
Cellular component (GO): extracellular region
Molecular function (GO): endopeptidase inhibitor activity; protein binding
Source: RefSeq, a predicted model, not a curated record
AAGAGACACACAGACAGGCAGGAUGGACGUGAAGCUGCUGUUUCUGAGUGUUGUUCUUCUCUCCUCACCGCUCCUCACACUAUGUGACCCACUAUUUGUUCUGUCAGCUCCUAAUUUGCUGAGGGUGGGUUCCUCAGAGAAUGUGUUUUUGGAGGCUCAGGAUUACUCUGGAAAAGACCUGAAUGUGAAGAUCUUUGUAAAGGACUUCCCAAACAAACACGUGGAGAUAAUGGAGUCCAAAUCAGUGACACUGUCUGCAGACCACAAUUUCCAGAUUCUUACAGAUAUAAAGAUUCCAAGUGAUCGGCAAUAUUUCUCUAAUGAUCCUCUGGAGAAGCAGUAUGUGUAUCUACAAGCUCAGUUUCCAACCGUCAUUCUGGAGAAAGUGGUCAUGCUCUCAUUCCAGUCUGGAUAUAUAUUUGUACAAACAGACAAGUCCAUCUACACACCUGCUAGCAAAGUUCAGUACAGGAUUUUCUCUCUGACACCCAACAUGACACCACGCAGUGGGUUUGGAAUCAUGGUGGAAAUCAUGAAUCCACAAAACAUCACAGUUAAAUCAGAUAAGCUAUUUCCAGUUAAAGGGAUGAUAUCCGGACACUAUUUUAUCCCUGAUGUUGCCAGUACUGGAAUCUGGAAGGUGGUCACACUGUUCUCAGACACUCCUCAGAAGAAGUUUACUGCAGACUUUGAGGUCAAAGAAUAUGUGCUUCCAACAUUUGAAGUGAAAUUAACACUCAGUAAGCCAUUCUUCUAUGUGCGUGAUGAGAAGCUGACAGUCAACAUUGAAGCCAAGUACUUGUUUGGACAGGAGGUGGAUGGAGAUGCAUUUGUAGUGUUUGGUUUGAUGGACGGAGAGAGAAAAACAAGUAUUCCUAACUCUCUGAAAAAAGUUCAGAUUGUGGAUGGAGAGGGCACUGCAGAACUGACCAGUCAGACAUUUUCAAACAUUAACCAGCUGGUUGGGCGAUCAAUCUAUGUUUCUGUCAGCGUUUUAACAGAAAGCGGAGGUGAAAUGGUGGAAGCAGAAAGGAGAGGCAUUCAGAUCGUGACGUCACCGUACACCAUCCACUUCAAAAGAACACCACAAUUCUUCAAACCUGGAAUGCCCAUCAGUGUCUCGGUUUACGUAACAAAUCCGGACCAAACACCGGCUGAAAAUGUGAAAGUGGAGGUCAGUCCUGAAGCAGGGAGCCAAAAAACGAAAGCCAAUGGCAUUGCAAAGUUUACCAUCAACACUCAGAAAGGAGUUUCCACUCUGGAGAUCACUGCAAAGAUCACUGACACAGAGUUAAAAGAACAGCAGGCAGAGAGAAAGAUGACUGCUCAGGCCUACAAGUCUAAAACUGGCUCCAACAACUAUAUGAACAUUAUUGUGGAAUCAGCAGAGCUUAAGAUUGGUGCUCAAAUGACAGCCUAUCUGAACACUGGAGAAAGUCCUCAUCUUCAAUAUAUCACCUACAUGAUCUUAAGUAAAGGUCAGAUCAUCAAAGCAGACAGGAUAAGGGGAUCAGGACAAAGCCUAGUGUCUCUGUCUCUACCUGUAACCAAAGACAUGGUGCCGUCCUUCCGCAUUGUGGCUUAUUACCUUGUGGGCUCAUCAGAAGUAGUGUCUGAUUCAGUCUGGGUCGAUGUGGAGGACACGUGCAUGGGAAAGCUCCAGAUUAAGGUGAAGAACAAGAUGAAUUCCUAUGGCACAGAAGAUGAGGUCAAGCUGCAGAUAACUGGAGAUCCUGGAGCUAAAGUUGGUCUGGUGGUGGUUGACAAGGCUUUGAAUGUCCUUAACAAGAACAGACUCACUCAGACAAAAAUCUGGGACGUCAUAGAGAAGCAUGACAUCGGCUGUACAGCAGGAGGUGGAAGGGACAGUAUGGGGGUUUUCACUGAUGCAGGUCUGAUGUUUGAGUCCAGCACUGCAGGAGGAACCAACACCAGAACAACACUGGAGUGUCCCUUCCUUUCAAAGAAAAGACGGCGAUCACUGGAUGAUGAAGACAACUAUUAUACAGAUUCUGAAGAUAUUGUGUCACGUACGCAGUUCCCUGAGAGUUGGCUUUGGGAGGAUAUUGAGCUAUGUGAGAACUGGUUAUCAGCAGCAGCUAAGUUACCGAAAAUGUUGACGGCAUAUGUGGCCAAAAUCUUUGCCAUGGCCAGUGACCUCAUAAAUGUAGAUGAUAAUGUGAUCUGCAGCACCCUCAGGUGGCUGAAUCUCAACAAACAACUGCCGAACGGCUCCUUUAAAGAAGAUAAAGCUGUAAUUCAUAUGGUUGGUGACGUACAGGGCAAAGAUGCCGAUGCGUCUCUGACAGCUUUUGUCCUGAUCGCCAUGCAAGAGGGCAGAGAGAUCUGUGCUGGAUCAGUUGGUAGUCUGAAUGAAAGCAUGAGGAAGGCUGUUUCCUUCUUGGAAGGUCGACUUCCACAACUGACCAAUCCUUACGCUGUUGCAAUGACGUCCUACGCCAUGGCCAAUGCUGACAAACUUGAUAUAGACAUCUUGAUGAGACACUCCAUUCACGGACAAGCCGGUAGGUCCUGGACUGUCCCUGGACAGCAGUAUCACUCACUAGAGGCGACGGCGUAUGCUGUGCUGGCACUUGUGAAGGCCAAAGACUUUGAUAAAGCAGGAGAGGCAGUGCACUGGCUGAAAAGACAACAGACACACUAUGGAGCAUCUGGCAGCACACAGGCGACCAUCAUGGUGUUCCAGGCUGUGGCAGAGUAUCACACACAGGUGAAGGAACAACAAAACAUCAAUCUGGAGAUAGAGCUGUCCAUGACAGGAAGAAGCAGACCUUUCAGAUGGACUUUCAAAAGAAACAAUAUGCAUCUUACACGGUCACAAAGGGUGGACAUCAAUGAGGAGUUCAAUGUAACUGCUAGAGGAACUGGAACAGCCACUCUCUCAGUUCUGAUGCUGUACUACGCCAGACCUGUUGAGAAGUCGUCUGACUGUACAUUCUUUGGUCUGACUGUUAAAAUGGAGAAAACCCCUGAGAAUAAACUCUGUACAAAGUUCUUCCACCCUGAGAGGGAAGAUGGCGCUCUAUACAGACUGUGUAAAGGAGACCUGUGCCAGUGUGCAGAAGUUUAUAAAGUCAAAGUGGUAGGGAUGGAUCUGAAAAAAGAAUCUGACAUCUAUGACUUGAAGGUGGAGGAGGUGCUAAAACAAGGCACUGAUAAGGAUGUUGAGGGGAAAGUGAGAAAAUUUCUGGCUCGUCCCAGUUGCAGAAAUUAUUUAGGACUGGUAAAAGACAAGUCGUACCUCAUCAUGGGCAAAUCUGUUGACCUGCCAUUGCUCGGGGGGAAGUACAUCUUGGGAGAGCACACCUGGGUUGAAUACUGGCCCACACAAGAGGAAAGCCAAACUCCAGAACACAGGGAACGAUACAUGGGCAUCUCUAAACUCCAGGAUGCAAAACGAGAAAAACCUUUAGUUCUUAGAGCUGACAUACCAGAUGAUUGGCUUCCAGACACACCUGCUAGCACGUACAUCACAAUUACUGGUGAGGUGAUCACUCAGACAGUUGAGCAGGCCAUCAACGGAAGCUUCAUGGGUCGUCUUAUUGUCCAACCCAGUGGAUGUGGAGAGCAGAACAUGGUCGCUAUGACUUUACCUGUCAUUGCCACUCAUUAUCUGGACAACACCAAUCAGUGGGAGGCUGUCAGCAUGGAUCGCCGUACUGAAGCAACUAACAAAAUCAGCACAGGUUAUCAAGGUCAGCUGAAAUACCGGAAAGACGAUGGAUCUUACGGUAUCUGGAAAGAAACGCCAAGCAGCACAUGGUUGACAGCAUAUGUGGCCAAGGUCUUCGCAAUGGCCAGUAAGUUAAUAACAAUAGAUGAGCAUGUGAUCUGCAGUGCUCUCAAGUGGCUGGUUCUGCAUAAACAACUGCCAGAUGGCUCCUUUAAAGAGGAUCAUCCUGUACGCGACAGCGAGAUGGUGGGUGGUGUUCGAGGCCAAGAUGCAGACGCCUCUCUGACAGCUUUUGUCCUGAUUGCCAUGCAAGAGGGCAGAGAAAUCUGUGCUGGAUCAGUUGGUAGUCUGCAUGAAAGUAUCAGGAAGGCUGUUGUCUUCUUGGAAGGUCGACUUCCAAAACUAAGCAAUCCUUAUGCUGUUGCGCUAACGUCCUACGCCUUGGCCAAUGCCGACAAAUUCAAUAAAGACAUCUUGAUGAGACACUCCACUAAAGGACAAGCCGGUCGGUCCUGGACUGUCUCUGGAGAGCGUUAUCACUCAAUAGAGGCGACGGCGUAUGCUGUGCUAGCACUUGUGAAGGCCAAAGACUUCGAUGAAGCAGGAGAGGCAGUGCAUUGGCUGGGCAGACAACAGUCUCACUAUGGUGGUUAUGACACCACACAGACGACCAUCAUUGCGUUCCAGGCCGUGGCAGAGUAUCGCACGCAGGUAAAGGACAAAGAAAACUUCAAUCUGGAAGUGGAGCUGUCUGUGGCAGGAAGACGCAGUCCUGUGAAAUGGACUUUCAGAAGAGAUAAUGUGCAUCUUACACGGUCAGACAGGAUGGCCAUAAACAAGGAGUUCACUGUAACUGCUAGAGGAACUGGAACAGCCACUCUCUCAGUUCUGACGCUGUACUACACCAGACCUGUUGAGAAGAAGUCUGACUGUACAUUCUUUGAUCUCACUGUUAAAAUGGUGAAUGACCCUGAAGCAAAACAAGGAGCCAUUGCAAGCUACAACUUCAUGAUGGAUUUCUUCUACAAAAAUGACAAAACAGAUGCCACUAUGACUAUUAUGGAUAUUGGCUUACCCACUGGAUUUGAUAUUGAAGAAAAUGAUCUUAAAGAGUUGUCAACAGGGAAGGAGAGAUACAUUCAGAAAUAUGAAAAGAAUAAGGUGCUGUCAGAGCGAGGAUCCCUCAUCCUCUACUUAAAUAAGGUUUCUCAUAAAGAGACAGAAAGAAUUGCUUUUAGAAUGCACCAGAUGCUUGAUGUGGGUCUGCUCCAACCUGCUGCAGUCACAAUAUAUGAAUAUUAUUCACCAGAAAAACGCUGUACAAAGUUCUACCACCCUGACAGAGAAGACGGUGCUUUAUACAGACUGUGUAAAGGAGACCUGUGCCAGUGUGCAGAAGAAAACUGUACCUACCAGAAGAAAAACAACCCCGAAGAAGAGGAGCGUUUAAAUAAAGCCUGUGAAGGUGGCAUGGAUUAUGUUUAUAAUGCCACAGUGGUGGGCAUGGAUCUGAAACAGGAGUCUGACAUCUAUGACAUCAGGGUGGACAAGGUGUUGAAAGAAGGCACUGAUGAUGAUGUUGAGGGGAAUGUGAGAAAAUUUCUGGCUCGUCCCGGUUGCAGAGAACAUUUAGGAUUGGUAAAAGGCAAGUCAUACCUCAUCAUGGGCAAAUCUGUUGACCUGCCAAAGCUCGGGGGAAGUCUGCAGUAUAUUUUUGGAGAGCACACCUGGGUUGAAUACUGGCCUACAAGAGAGGAAAGCCAAACUCCAGAACACAGGGAUCGAUACAUCAGCAUCUCUGUGCUUCAGAAUCGCCUGACUCAACACAGAUGUGCUACAUAAUUAUAUAACGCCUAUUUGUUGAUCGCUGAAAAUUAAACGUGAUCUCUAGCAUGUUUUUAUUAAAUCUAA